GAAACAAUUAAUUUCUUUAUUUAUUGUCUUCCGCCAAAGUGCCUUCUUGAAAACCUGACCAGAACACGGUUGUUCGUCAAUAGAUACUUUCGAAGUCAUCAUCGCCUGGAAAAUAGCCAUGUCUCUGUCGCGAAUCUUCAAGCCCGAGAUCAAAAACACUGGAGGGCGUCCAAAGAUUGUCUGGACUUCUUCAAAGAAAAGGAAAUUAGUUCGAUUGUACUUAAUGACAGACUUAAAGAUCGCCGAAAUCCAGCGACUGUUGUCAAGUGAUGGAUUCAAUCCAUGCGUUCGAAACAUUCAAACCCAGUUGAGUGAUUUACUGCCGAAUAAUAAGAAGGACUGGAGAAAGUACAGACCUUUGAACUCACUUCAGAGUCAAAUUCGUCUUCAAAUUCUCAAGGAAUGUCGGAACCGCAUGAUCUCCAAACACACGCGCCUCAAGUUAAGAUUUAGAAAGAACUGUUCAUCUUCAUUGGAUCUUACACCAGAAGCCAGUCACACAGGUUUCCACAAAGAACACGAGGCACAGUUGCUUUUGCCGGCAAGCUUGAGUCCUUCACACGACCCUUUAGGCAAUCUAGACGAAUCACCUAUAUUAAACCUUCGUACUUUCAUCAAUCCCAGGAUGAUUUCAAUUCAGAAUAACGCUGCGAAUCAUCAUCCUAACAAUCGACAUAUGCUGAUUUAUAACGGAACCAUAAUUAACGAAACGAUUGCCGCGUCAUUCUCAUUUGAAGACCAAUCGACACCACCAAUCAUCACUCUGCCACGGGAAGAGAAGUUCCAUCUCCAAGAGGAACCAGAUCACAACCCGUUCAACAGAAAAAAUAAAUCACGACGUGCACAUACUCGUCGUCUCAGUUCAGUGCUUUCUGCAACAGAUUCGGAAUUUUCAAGCUUUGGAUUUGCAAGUGGCUAUGAGCAUGAUACAUCUUCUUUAGGCAAAUUUUCGCUAACUGCAAAAGAGAGAGAUGUAUGGGAAAUGGCUAUUGAUGAAGAAGCACUUGAUUCGAUUUGCCUUCCUCCUCGUGUAUCACCUGUUGCAUCGUUACUCAACCGUCCGUGCUGUGGUCUCUCCUUACUCAACCAAGGGGUAAGAGGAAGAGGUGACAUCUGCGAGAUUUGUGGAUUUAUGGUGAUACACGAGUUUGCGCGAAACGGCAGGAUGGUUGUGAAUGAUAUAACCAGUGAAGAUUAUUUUGGAAAUACGACAUUACAUCAUGCAGCUGCUGCAGGAAACAUCGAAUUUAUCCAAAGAAUACUUUCAACCAUCAAAAGUUCAGAAAUAUUUCUCUUAAAACAUCGUAACAGUUCAGGAAAAAUGUUUCUUCAUUGCUCAGAGGAUCCUUUCGCAGUUUAUGACAGGCUCUGCAAGGAUCACUUUCCUGAACGCGUUGCAUUUCAUGAUCUUGUGGAAACCACCAAAUACGAAUACUUUAAGAAGAAAGUGUUCGACUGUCUUCGCGAACUGGGAGAGUCAUGCUCUGAAGAAGAAUUGAUGAAGGACGUCGCAAAGGAAUUUAGAUUUGGCUCCCGGUUCGUAUCAUUGAAGUUUUGUGAGUCCAGUAUCCUAGAAUCUCAAUUCGUAGAGAAUAUACAGGAAGCCGACAUAUAUUUGAGAGACUCGGAUGGUAACACGGUAUUAACGAUAGCUGCUUCACGGGGACUUAGGCAGAUUGUGAAAAAAUUGCUGACAAUGGGAGCAAACCCUAACACCAGAAACAGAGCUGGGACUAGUGUACUUGGAUACGUAGCGAAUUAUCUGGUCGCAGCUUCGAAACCAUACAACAAAACCCUGCAUACAUCAAUUCUCGUCUGCAUAUCUUGCUUGGCUGACGUCGGUGCAAAGAUGGAGCCUACAGUGUAUGACGAAUACUACAUUUCAGAAUGGCUUCCAAAGAAGGGGUUUUACCUCGAACAAUCUUCAUGCGGAAUCAAAAUGAUGGUUUUGUCACGACGACAGCGUGAUCCAGAAAUGAGAUCUGCUGAGCAACAUUCCCCCAGCGCGGGUGUUUCCCAACCACACUUUCAGAUCAGUCCAAUGAUUACAAUAUCCUUAAUGAUGCUAUCCACAAUCAUUGAAGAAGAACUCCAAUUGGUAAUAAAACCAGCAACAAGCUUAGCUCAGCAAGUCGACUCUAGGAAAGAUGAAGUAUGGUCGAGAUUCAUGUCUAUGGACGAACAUUCGCUUCCUCUUUUCAUGAUCACCAAGAGUUUAUGAAGAUAAUAGUUGAUUUUACGCUGGAUAGUUAUUUCUGAUGGGUAACCUACGAGGCGGAUUAUCUGGGGAUGACCUAUGGGUAUGGAUAAUUUGUACGCAGCUUAUAGUGUGGGGUGAAUGACUUUGCUUGAUGAAUUACUUUGUACCCUGCAUA
Botrytis cinerea B05.10 is the source of this 2375-nucleotide messenger RNA. RefSeq lists its product as hypothetical. Bases 119 to 2221 code for a protein of 700 amino acids. The transcript has 3 exons. Gene Ontology annotation, molecular function: protein binding. NCBI's taxonomy places the organism in Eukaryota, Fungi, Ascomycota, Leotiomycetes, Helotiales, Sclerotiniaceae. The record is from RefSeq and is a predicted model, not a curated record.